AUGCUUUCCUACCAGCAGUCCAUUUUCCCCCCCUCAGCCUUCUAUUCAGCACAUCAGCAAGACACUGUGAGGCCCGUGGGUGGGCUGGACGGCUUUCACCGCCUUGUGAAGGCUCUUUCGGAUGUCCUUGGCCCAUCGUCUGGUAUUGAUUCUGCUGAUGUCGAUGAGAAUGUCCUUAUUUCCCUGAUGAAGGAUUACAUCUCAGAUGAAGCACAGUGGAAUCAAUACGCCUUUGCUGACCCUUCACGAAAUUACACGAGAAAUCUCGUCGAUGAAGGGAAUGGAAAGUCCAAUCUUCUCAUUGUCGUGUGGAAUCCUGGACGCUGCAGUCCCAUCCACGAUCAUGCAGAUGCUCAUUGUGUGAUGAAACUUCUCAAAGGCAGCCUCAAAGAAGUGCUUUAUGACACACCCCAAUCUACCCCCGACUCUACCGACUCAGGUGAUUCAACAACCCCCCCUCGGAUCAUCAAGGAGACGGUCUACAGUGAAAAUGAGGUCACAUACAUUUCUGAUAACAUUGGCCUACACAAAAUCUGCAACAUGUCUGAGACUGAACCUGCGAUCUCUCUCCAUCUCUACACUCCACCUCAUGCCGCCAACUUUGGGUUCAAUUUGUUUGACGAAAAGACUGGGAAAUCGACACAUAUCAAACAGGCUGGCUUUUACUCUGACCGUGGUACAUUAUUGGAAAAGUCCAAACUUGGCACCUUCUAG
Exophiala bonariae is the source of this 714-nucleotide messenger RNA. RefSeq names its product Cysteine dioxygenase (gene CDO1). Bases 1 to 714 code for a protein of 237 amino acids. Gene Ontology annotation, biological process: L-cysteine catabolic process. The transcript has a single exon. NCBI's taxonomy places the organism in Eukaryota, Fungi, Ascomycota, Eurotiomycetes, Chaetothyriales, Herpotrichiellaceae. Gene Ontology annotation, molecular function: cysteine dioxygenase activity; ferrous iron binding. The record is from RefSeq and is a predicted model, not a curated record.